GAGAGAGAGAGAGAGAGAGAGAGAGUGUGUGUGUGUGUGUGUGAAGUCUGUGGUUUUGCUGAUAAAAGCUGACGAAUUUUUGCAAAUGUCACAAGAUUCUCAGGGGAUAAAGACCAUUGAGCAGUGGAGAUGGUCAGAUAUGCAAGGCCUUGAGCUUGUAACUGACCCUCCUCCUCUUCCUACUUCUUCUUCUUCGUCAUCUAACCCAUCUAACACCAACCCAACAACAACAACAACAACAAGAAGUGGUAAAGAGACAAGACAAGGUCAAGCAAUGGAGAACUCAAGUGAGCCAACUACUACAACAACAACAACGAAGCAGGAGUCUAAUGGUGGCGGUGAGAAGCCUGAGGCUGUUCCAACAGUUGGGUUCGGUCAAGUGUUUAGAUUCGCUGAUGGGUUGGAUUACGUUCUGAUGGGAAUUGGGUCUGUUGGAGCAAUCGUGCAUGGUUGUUCUCUGCCCAUCUUUCUUCGGUUCUUUGCUGAUCUCGUGAACUCUUUCGGCGCAAAUGCCAAUGACCCGGACAAGAUGAUGCAAGAGGUCUUGAAGUAUGCAUUGUACUUUCUUGUUGUGGGAGCUGCAAUAUGGGCUUCUUCAUGGGCAGAGAUAUCGUGUUGGAUGUGGACCGGAGAAAGGCAAUCGACCAAGAUGAGGAUCAAGUACCUUGAAGCUGCUUUGAGCCAGGACAUUGAGUUUUUCGAUACAGAGGUUCGAACCUCUGAUGUUGUUUCUGCCAUCAACUCUGAUACUGUGAUUGUUCAAGACGCCAUUAGCGAGAAGUUGGGGAAUUUAAUCCACUACAUGGCCACAUUUGUGUCUGGAUUUGUGGUGGGUUUCACUGCUGUGUGGCAAUUAGCUCUUGUGACUCUAGCAGUGGUGCCUCUGAUAGCUGUGAUAGGAGCUAUUCACAUGUCCACAUUAGCCAAACUCUCGGGGAAGAGCCAAGAGGCUCUUUCACAAGCAGGACAUACUGUAGAACAGACUGUAGGUCAAAUUCGAGUUGUCAUGUCGUAUGUGGGGGAAUCAAGAGCACUAGAAGUAUACUCCAAAGCUUUGAGAAUUUCCCAGAAGCUUGGUUACAGGAGUGGAAUUGCUAAAGGAAUGGGACUUGGAGCAACUUACUUUGUAGUUUUCUGCUGUUAUGCACUUCUUCUAUGGUAUGGGGGUUAUCUUGUUAGGCACCACUUCACCAAUGGAGGUCUCGCUAUAUCCACCAUGUUUUCAGUCAUGAUAGGUGGACUGGCUUUGGGACAAUCUGCUCCAAGCAUGGGCGCAUUUGCAAAGGCUAAAGUUGCAGCUGCAAAGAUAUUUCGGAUUAUUGACCACAAGCCGGGCAUGGACCGAAACGGUGAAGCAGGGGUGGAAUUGCAGUCUGUUACAGGACUAGUGGAGCUCAAGAAUGUGGAUUUCUCCUACCCUUCAAGGCAGGAUGUUCGCAUUCUCAACAAUUUCUCUUUAAAUGUUCCAGCCGGAAAGACCAUUGCUUUGGUUGGUAGUAGUGGCUCUGGUAAGAGCACUGUGGUCUCCCUCAUUGAGAGAUUUUAUGAUCCCUCCUCAGGACAAGUACUGCUAGAUGGAUAUGACAUAAAGACAUUGAAAUUACAGUGGCUAAGGCAACAGAUAGGGCUUGUGAGCCAAGAACCUGCUCUGUUUGCUACAACCAUUAAAGAGAAUAUACUUUUGGGGAGACCUGACGCAGACCAAGUUGAGAUUGAAGAAGCUGCCAGAGUUGCCAAUGCUCAUUCAUUCAUUGUCAAACUUCCUGAUGGUUUUGAUACUCAGGUAGGGGAGAGAGGAGUCCAACUGUCUGGAGGACAGAAGCAGAGGAUAGCCAUAGCAAGGGCAAUGCUAAAAAACCCAGCAAUCCUUCUCUUAGAUGAGGCAACAAGUGCAUUGGACUCUGAGUCUGAGAAACUGGUGCAAGAAGCCCUGGACCGGUUUAUGAUAGGCAGGACAACACUUGUCAUUGCUCACCGCCUCUCAACCAUUCGCAAGGCUGACCUUGUAGCUGUACUCCAGCAGGGAAGUGUUUCUGAAAUUGGAACCCAUGAUGAACUCUUUUCUAAAGGAGAAAAUGGUGUUUACGCCAAACUCAUUAGAAUGCAAGAGGCAGCUCAUGAAACCUCCCUCAACAAUGCCAGAAAGAGUAGUGCCAGGCCUUCUAGUGCAAGAAACUCCGUUAGCUCACCAAUAAUCACUAGAAAUUCUUCAUAUGGUCGAUCACCAUACUCGCGCAGGCUCUCAGACUUCUCUACAUCUGAUUUUAGUCUCUCCCUUGAUGCCACAUACCCUAAUUAUCGUCUAGAAAAGCUUGCCUUCAAAGAGCAAGCCAGUUCCUUCUGGCGCCUUGCCAAGAUGAACUCUCCUGAAUGGGUCUAUGCAUUAGUUGGAUCAAUUGGCUCUGUUGUUUGUGGUUCUCUAAGUGCUUUCUUUGCUUAUGUUCUGAGUGCCGUCCUCAGUGUCUACUACAACCCAGGCCAUGCUUUCAUGAUCAAGCAAAUUAAUAAGUACUGUUAUUUGUUGAUUGGACUUUCGUCAGCUGCCCUAAUAUUCAACACGUUACAACAUUCUUUCUGGGAUAUUGUGGGCGAGAAUCUUACAAAACGUGUGAGGGAAAAAAUGCUGGCAGCAGUGUUGAAAAAUGAAAUGGCAUGGUUUGAUCAGGAGGAAAAUGAGAGUGCCAGGAUUGCAGCAAGGCUGGCCCUUGAUGCCAACAAUGUCAGAUCAGCCAUUGGGGACAGGAUUUCUGUUAUUGUACAGAACACAGCACUCAUGCUAGUUGCUUGCACUGCAGGAUUUGUUUUGCAAUGGCGCCUUGCCCUUGUCCUUGUAGCUGUCUUCCCUGUUGUUGUUGCAGCCACAGUUUUGCAGAAAAUGUUCAUGACUGGUUUCUCCGGAGACCUUGAAGCUGCACAUGCCAAGUCCACCCAACUAGCUGGGGAGGCUAUAGCCAAUGUAAGGACAGUUGCUGCAUUCAACUCCGAGGAAAAGAUUGUUGGUCUCUUUUCCUCCAACCUGCAGAUUCCCUUGCGUCGGUGUUUUUGGAAGGGUCAGAUUGCUGGAAGUGGAUUUGGGAUAGCUCAGUUUGCACUUUAUGGUUCGUAUGCUAUAGGUCUUUGGUAUGCUUCCUGGCUUGUAAAGCAUGGAAUCUCUGAUUUCUCAAAGACUAUCCGAGUUUUCAUGGUCCUCAUGGUAUCUGCUAAUGGUGCAGCAGAGACAUUAACCUUGGCUCCUGAUUUUAUUAAGGGUGGUCGAGCUAUGCAAUCAGUUUUUGAGCUCCUUGACCGCAAAACUGAAAUUGAACCUGAUGAUAUUGAUGCUACUGCAGUGCCUGAUCGUCUGCGUGGAGAAGUUGAGUUUAAGCAUGUAGACUUUUCAUAUCCUUCUCGACCUGAUGUUCCUGUGUUUCGUGAUCUCUCCCUCCGUGUCCGUGCAGGCAAGACUCUUGCUCUUGUAGGUCCUAGUGGGUGUGGAAAGAGCUCAGUCAUUUCAUUAGUACAGCGGUUUUAUGACCCAACAUCAGGAAGAGUUAUUGUUGAUGGAAAGGAUAUCCGCAAAUACAAUCUCAAGUCUCUCAGAAGGCACAUUGCUGUGGUUCCCCAGGAGCCAUGCCUCUUUGCUACAACUAUAUAUGAAAAUAUCGCUUAUGGACAUGAAUCGGCAACUGAAGCUGAGAUCAUUGAAGCUGCUAAUCUAGCCAAUGCUCACAAGUUCGUAUCUGCAUUGCCGGAAGGCUACAAAACAUUUGUUGGGGAGAGGGGGAUACAAUUAUCUGGAGGACAGAAACAGAGGAUUGCUAUUGCCAGGGCUUUACUGAGGAAGGCAGACAUUAUGCUUCUCGAUGAAGCAACUAGUGCACUUGAUGCCGAGUCUGAAAGAUCUAUUCAAGAAGCUCUAGAGCGCGCUUGUUCAGGGAAAACCACACUUGUGGUUGCACACAGACUAGCAACUAUUAGAAAUGCCAAUGUCAUUGCAGUCAUUGAUGAUGGAAAAGUGGCAGAGCAAGGAUCACACAACCACCUAUUGAAAAACUACCCGGACGGGUGUUACGCACGCAUGAUACAGCUACAAAGGUUUUCACACAGUCAAGCCAUUGGAAUAGCAUCAGGUUCAAGUUCUUCCGUAAAACCAAGGGAUGACGAAGAAGGAGAAGGCAAGUAAGGACUAAGUUGAAGCCAUAUACCAUUAAAGAGGAGUAUAUCCCCAUAUACCCCUUUUCUAAUUUUUUUGGGUCUUUUGUAUUUUGUUAUUUUGGUGUAGUAUGUGUAUUAUCUCUCUUCCCCCCUAGUUUUCAUAUAUAUGUCUACUUUAUGAACCCAUGAAGAAAUUGAUAAUGACAAAUACCAGUUGAGAUUGAAAUAGAUACCCAACAUUUCAUCUAUGCUUU
Messenger RNA from Argentina anserina (silverweed cinquefoil), 4388 nucleotides. Its product is annotated as ABC transporter B family member 1. The coding region runs from base 86 to 4162 and encodes 1358 amino acids. Gene Ontology annotation, biological process: transmembrane transport. Gene Ontology annotation, molecular function: ATP binding; ATP hydrolysis activity; ABC-type transporter activity. The record is from RefSeq and is a predicted model, not a curated record. Lineage: Eukaryota; Viridiplantae; Streptophyta; Magnoliopsida; Rosales; Rosaceae. Gene Ontology annotation, cellular component: plasma membrane. The transcript has 10 exons.